AUGAUUUCGGAGAUCACUCUGCUGGGUCAAUUCAGAGGGAAGACUGUAGAUGGCGUGACGCAGUUCCUCGGCGUCAAGUAUGCCUCACUUCGAAACCGAUUUGCCGACGCUGAGAUGAUCGGAUAUGCUGAAGGUGAUGCUAUCCUGGAUGCAACCGAAUAUGGCCAUCGUCAGACCAGUCGCUCCUUCGUUGCCUUUUGGGCAAGCAUAUGCUCCUUGUUGACUCCUCACUGGAAAAAGGAUGCGGCGCAAAAUAUAACUGCCGCGAUGAGAGAUGUUCUUAAAGCUCAUCCAACUGAAGCACAGGAGAUCCUUGAGAGAUACGGCCUAGAAGAGACAAUGUCAGAUGAAGUAGCAUUCCCCGCGGUGCUUAACUUCGUCAACGAUGUGGUAGCGUUAGCUCCUGUGGUUGCAUUCGCGAGGACCUGGCAAGGGAACCUCUAUGCUUAUUACUUCAAUGAAAGGAACCCCUGGGAAGGGCCCUGGAAAGGUCAAGCGUCUCACAUUCUUGACCUUGCAUAUCUCUUCCAGAAUUAUAGGGAGUACUUAACUGAAGAGCAGCAAGCAGUGGCUGAAGUUUUUGCGGAGGACUUUUCCAAAUUUUGCCACGGGGUCAGCCCAUGGCCUGUUGUUGAUGAAACCGCCACGAAAGAUACGUUUCCGGUGCGUGUGUUCGGUCCCAGUGACGAAGGACUCACUGCCAAAGUAGAUGUACGUGCGUAUGGUGGCGAAACUAUGCGGAGAAGCACUGUCUUUGACUACGCGGACAAAAUAUCCUUGGACGAAAUGUUGAUGAUUGUGAGGGAAUUUGGUGUAAACGCUUCUGAAACGCUCGUGAUGGCCUGA
This is a messenger RNA of Penicillium arizonense, 846 nucleotides long. RefSeq lists its product as uncharacterized. The transcript is spliced from 3 exons. The record is from RefSeq and is a predicted model, not a curated record. The coding region runs from base 1 to 846 and encodes 281 amino acids. Lineage: Eukaryota; Fungi; Ascomycota; Eurotiomycetes; Eurotiales; Aspergillaceae.